Corythoichthys intestinalis (scribbled pipefish) is the source of this 2552-nucleotide messenger RNA. It is a transcript of the gene pcsk2, whose product is annotated as proprotein convertase subtilisin/kexin type 2. Gene Ontology annotation, biological process: peptide hormone processing. The record is from RefSeq and is a predicted model, not a curated record. The coding region runs from base 123 to 2069 and encodes 648 amino acids. Gene Ontology annotation, cellular component: membrane; neuron projection. Gene Ontology annotation, molecular function: serine-type endopeptidase activity. The transcript is spliced from 12 exons. NCBI's taxonomy places the organism in Eukaryota, Metazoa, Chordata, Actinopteri, Syngnathiformes, Syngnathidae.
CUCCCUCCUUCCUCAUCUCUCACCAGGAGCAUCCCUCCCUCCAAACAUCCAAACACAAGCCGACGGGGCAAGAAGGCGCGUGCACACACACGCGUGGACGUUAUUGACACAAGCCGGUCACGAUGCACGGAUCUCCCCGCCGUGCAUGGACACGCGUGGGAUUUAUGGUGCCGCUGAACGGGCUGCUGCUGCUGCUACUGCUGCUGGCGACGCAGGCUGCGGAGAGAUACUCAACGGAGCAUGUUGUGGUACAGUUGCACGAGGAGGCGCCGGAGGAGGACGCGCACCAACUUGCAGCACAACACGGGUACCAGAGUGCUCGCAAGGUGGCCUUCGGAAAGGGACUCUAUCACUUCUAUCCCCAGGAUACUUUCAAGAAGCGAAGUAAACGCAGCGUUCACAGCAGGCAGUGGCUCCAAAAAGACAGCAGGGUGAAGAACGUUCUGAACCAAGAUGGUUUUAACCGUCAGAAACGUGGCUACCGAAGUUUGGAUGACAUGGAAGUCAACAUAAGCGACCCGUUGUUCACCAAACAGUGGUACUUGAUCAACACGGGCCAAGCAGAUGGCACCCCUGGGUUGGAUCUUAAUGUCGCCGAGGCCUGGCAAUUGGGCUACACGGGCCAAGGAGUCACCAUUGCAAUCAUGGAUGAUGGGAUUGACUAUCUACACCCAGACCUGGCAUCUAAUUAUAAUGCAGAUGCCAGUUAUGACUUCAGCAGCAAUGACCCGUACCCAUUUCCACGCUACACAGAUGAUUGGUUCAACAGUCAUGGCACACGAUGUGCUGGAGAAGUGUCAGCGGCAGCCAACAACAACAUCUGCGGUGUAGGAGUCGCCUACAACUCUAAGGUAGCAGGUAUUAGAAUGUUGGACCAGCCAUUCAUGACGGACAUCAUUGAGGCCUCAUCGAUCAGCCACAUGCCCCAAGUCAUUGACAUCUACAGUGCCAGCUGGGGACCUACCGAUGACGGCAAAACUGUGGAUGGACCCAGAGAGUUAACCCUUCAGGCUAUGGCUGAUGGUGUCAAUAAGGGGCGAGGAGGCAAAGGCAGCAUCUACGUAUGGGCAUCAGGAGAUGGCGGUAGCUAUGACGACUGCAAUUGUGAUGGUUACGCCUCGAGUAUGUGGACCAUUUCCAUCAACUCGGCAAUCAAUGAUGGACGCACGGCGCUCUACGACGAGAGUUGCUCGUCCACGCUGGCAUCCACUUUCAGCAAUGGACGCAAGAGGAACCCAGAAGCUGGCGUUGCUACCACUGACCUGUAUGGAAACUGCACUCUACGCCACUCAGGAACAUCAGCUGCAGCUCCAGAGGCAGCUGGAGUUUUUGCUCUGGCUCUUGAGGCCAACCCCGACCUGACGUGGAGAGACAUGCAGCACCUCUCAGUGCUUACCUCCAAGAGGAACCAGCUCCAUGACGAAGUGCAUCAGUGGAGGAGGAAUGGCGUGGGCCUUGAGUUUAACCAUCUUUUCGGCUAUGGCGUGCUGGACGCUGGCAGCAUGGUCAAAAUGGCAAAAGAGUGGAAGACGGUGCCUGAGCGCUUCCACUGUGUGGCAGGAUCUAUCCAGGAGAACCAUAAAAUCCAGUCAGGCAACAAACUCGUGCUCGCCAUCUCCACUGAAGCCUGCCAGGGCAAGGAUAACUUUGUCCGCUACCUGGAGCACGUGCAGGCAGUGAUCACCGUUAACGCCAGCCGCCGAGGUGACCUCAACGUCAACAUGACCUCGCCCAUGGGCACCAAGUCCAUCCUGUUGAGCCGACGGCCCCGCGACAACGACUCCAAGGUGGGCUUCGACAAGUGGCCCUUUAUGACCACGCACACCUGGGGCGAGGAUCCGCGCGGGACCUGGGUCCUGGAGGUGGGCUUCCGUGGCGAGGAGCCCCAGCAUGGCGUCCUCAAGGAAUGGACACUCAUGCUGCACGGAACACAAAGUGCCCCUUACAUAGACCAGAAAGUGCGCGACUACCAGUCCAAGUUGGCCAUGUCCAAGAAGGAGGAGCUUGAGGAGGAGUUGGACGAGGCGGUGGAGAGAAGUUUGAAGAGCUUGCUGAGGAAAAACAACUGAGGGGAAAAAAACCCAACCAUCUGCAUGUGUUGUCGUCAUCGCACCCUGUCUUGAGCAUUUCUUUCUUCCUGUCGCCUCAUUCUGCUUUUUGUACUUUCAAUUCCGACCUUCAAUGAAUGUUGAUCAAUAAAAGUACAAUAUAUCCUCCAGUAAUCAACACAAAGAAACUACUGUAUAACAUGAUUUUUACACUUGAACACAACUGUACAUAAACCAAAGUAAACUCUAAUGCUUCAUUGCUCUGCACUUCUCCCACUUUUUGUCUCUUCUGCCAGCUGUUGUACAGGUCGUGACUGUAAAUGAGUCCGUGUUAUGCUCCUUCAAGUUUCUGUUUAUAUUUUUGUGACAUGCUCCUUUUGUACAAACGAGAAGGAGAGGAAUGUGUGAAUCAUUUGCAGCCUGUGCUCCUCCGUUUGUAUUUCAUAAUCUUUGAUGUACACUAUAAUAAAUCUAUCCAGCUGUUUAUUAAAGCAAUCGAGUGAU